Molecule: messenger RNA, 1260 nt
Organism: Penicillium lagena
Lineage: Eukaryota; Fungi; Ascomycota; Eurotiomycetes; Eurotiales; Aspergillaceae
Product: Zn(II)2Cys6 transcription factor domain-containing protein
Exons: 1
Coding region: 1-1260 (419 amino acids)
Biological process (GO): regulation of DNA-templated transcription
Molecular function (GO): zinc ion binding; DNA-binding transcription factor activity, RNA polymerase II-specific
Source: RefSeq, a predicted model, not a curated record
AUGUCUCUCCGCAAAAAGGCCUGUUCCUCAUGCGUGGCUGCGAAGCGAAAAUGCGACUCUGCUUUCCCAGCUUGCUACCGCUGUGCCAAGCGUUCGUUGACUUGUCAUUAUCCGUAUUCACCUCCGAGAAUCUUCCGAGAGGAUCAGCAAAAUGACCUAGGAAAGGAAGAUAUGCUGAGGCCGAGCUUGGUGGCACUGCGCGAUCUUCAAACUGAGUCUGCGAAUGGGAAUCCCCUGAUAGGACUCCGUUACACCGAAAAGAGCUUGUUUGAGAGCCAAGCCAACUCGAUUUUUUCUGAUACCCUGAUCAGCUCGGAUGAGAGCGCUGCCGAUGAGCUUUCUAUUCCGUCCAACACAGAAACACUCAACGGGUCUGGAUAUGAUUACGGCUGUAACGGCACCCAGUGGCCCGUUUCGUUCGACCGAAGGAUCCUAGAGUUCUAUCCCCGGGUCGAUGACAAGAAAACGUGGGCGUUUGGCGUGAAGACACUGCUCAAUCAAGUUGAUAUUUUCCUUCGCACUGGGUCAGCCUUCUUCAUUCACCCGCAGGCACAGACGGAGCAUAAUCUUCUACCUCCCUUGCGAGCCGCUUAUGGUGUCUGCUCAUCUUACAGGGUACGGAUGGAGUCAGAAUUCCCGUUUUUCCAGCAGCUUCUCGAGAACGAGAUAGAGAAUAUGCUCGCACUAAGAUCUCCAGACAUACUCCAGGAGCAAGUGGCAGAACUCUGCGCGAUGGUCUUAUACUAUGUUCUAAUCUACUUUGGCGGAACAAGCCAGCGAGGGAAGCUGGCGGACAAGUCGGAAACAUUUCUAGCGCAACAUACAGCCCGUGUCGAGAGCCUGGAAAUUGCGACUCGUCAAUCAACGGCAGUCCUUAUUGAAGCUGGACUAUUAUCUAAUGAAGAGGGGCUAAACCUGUGGCAUCUAUGUGAAAGUGCCCGUAAGGUCGUGAUGGUAUCUUAUCUCGCGCGGGAAAUACGCCACGUCCUCCGGUUCAAGACUUGCUAUCUUCUUCGAUACAUAAUUGCGUUGCCGGUUUCAAAGAAGCUAAUAUUUCCAUCUGGGGACAAACAUGGCACUGGGGAUGCUACGUCUGCACAAUGGCAGGAUAUUGUUUCAUAUGACCGGUUCGUCCGAGACUGGGAGGCUGGUGAGCUGGGCGUGGCCGAUGAGUUUACGUACUUUCUGAUUUCGAUGUGCAAAGGUACAGACGCACUCGAACUCAAUUUUACGACUUCAUUCUCUCCAAUUUUCUCUUGA